Molecule: messenger RNA, 1161 nt
Organism: Talaromyces rugulosus
Lineage: Eukaryota; Fungi; Ascomycota; Eurotiomycetes; Eurotiales; Trichocomaceae
Exons: 4
Coding region: 1-1161 (386 amino acids)
Molecular function (GO): nucleotide binding
Source: RefSeq, a predicted model, not a curated record
AUGAUCUACAACGCGCGCUGGGGCAUUCUAGCCACUGGUGGGAUUGCAAAGACCUUUGUUUCCGAUCUCCUCAAAGAUCCUAAAGCUCGAGGGGCCCUCGACGUCAGCCACACCGUCACCGCAGUCGCCUCGUCGUCCUCCAAGUCCCGCGCUGAAAAUUUCAUUUCCGAGCUCAAUAUCCCCGGGACUCCAUCAGCAUAUGGAUCUUACGAGGAUAUAGUCAAGGACUCUAAUGUCGACAUUGUCUACAUCGCCACCCCUCAUUCCCACCAUUAUCAAAACGCUCGUCUAGCGCUAGAAUCCGGCAAGCAUGUGUUAUGUGAAAAGGCAUUCACCGUUAAUGCGGCCCAAGCAAAGAUUCUGUGCGAGCUCGCCAAGGAGAAGAAUCUUUUCCUGAUGGAAGCUGUGUGGACGCGCUAUUUCCCUCUGAGUAUACAGGUCCGCGAGCUCAUCCAAAAGGGAGAAAUCGGCGAGGUAUUGCGGGUCAUCACUGAUCUUAGUCUUGGAAACUCUGAUUAUUGGGACGCGAGUCACCGGAUGGUCAACUUGGAUCUUGCUGGCGGUGCUCUGCUUGACUUGGGUGUUUACCCCCUGACAUGGGUAUUCCAAACCCUCUACCAUACGCUGCCACCUGCACAACGCCAACCCCCAUCGUCUAUUGUCUCUUCCAUGGCGAAAUACCCUGGCACUGGCGCUGACGAAAGCACUACAAUGAUAAUAACAUUCCCAACAACCACUCCCUCCGGCACCAGCCACGCGCAUCAUCGCACUUCGCACGCUGUCGCCAUGACCGCGUUCGCCGUCGGCACUAACCCAGACCUAAGAAACUCGACAGGCCCGGCGAUUCGGAUUCAGGGUACCAAGGGCGAAAUUCAGGUUGAUGGGCCGGCAUUCCGUCCCUUGCGGUUCCGGGUAAUUCCCAAAAAUGAAAGCGAUACCAAAGUCCGUGAGGUUGAAUGUGCUAUUCCUGAUGGUGAGCGCGGGAUGUAUUGGGAGGCUGAUGAGGCGGCUCGUUGUGUAAGGGAUGGGAAGCUUGAGAGCGAGGGUUUGCCGUGGGAGGAGAGUAUUGUUAUCAUGCAGACCAUGGAUGAAAUCCGGAAACAGCAUGGUCUGGUGUAUCCGGAGAAGAUUGAGUCGACUGAGUAUCCUGUUCAGCUUUAG